Lampris incognitus (smalleye Pacific opah) is the source of this 1246-nucleotide messenger RNA. Its product is annotated as lanC-like protein 3. Gene Ontology annotation, cellular component: plasma membrane. The coding region runs from base 1 to 1224 and encodes 407 amino acids. Lineage: Eukaryota; Metazoa; Chordata; Actinopteri; Lampriformes; Lampridae. The record is from RefSeq and is a predicted model, not a curated record. Gene Ontology annotation, biological process: peptide modification; carbohydrate metabolic process. The transcript has 5 exons.
AUGGAAAACAACCGCUGCUUCGCCAACCGGUUUUCCGACUACAAAGGUGCGCUUCUCCCGGGCCAGGAUGCGGGCACGGUGGUACCUGCGGUCACAGCCACUAUCGACAAAAUACUGAGAAGGGUCCCCAUGGACGCCGGUGACUGUGACGGAGGUCUGUACGACGGCCCGGCCGGGGUGGCGUACAUGCUCUUCCAUGUCACCGAGUGCGCGUACUUCUCCGAGCAGAGAGACGCGUACCUCAGGACGGCCAAGCAGAUCAUCGACGUGUCGCUGAGAUACGUGGACGCGGAGCAGGACAAGAACAUGCGCGUCGCCUUCCUCCUCGGCGGGGCAGGCAUCUACGCGGUGGCCGCUAUGAUCUACAAGGCUCUGGGUCUGGCGGACUUCGUCAAGCCGCUGACCAAGUUCCGUACCCUGUGGGAAGUGUGCGCGCCCAUCCAUUUUCUGGAGUGCGGCUCCGACGAGCUGUUCGCGGGGCGCGCCGGCUACCUGUGCGCCGCACUGGUUCUCAAACAGAAGCUGGGCAUAGAGAUUCUUAGCAAGGAGCAAAUUAAGGCUAUUUGCCAGGCCAUCAUUGAUUCGGGGAAGCAGUACGCCAGGAGAAAGAGGAAACCUUUUCCCCUCAUGUACUCCUACUACGGAACAGAGUACCUCGGUGCAGCCCAUGGCCUUUCAUCAGUGCUGCAGAUGCUGCUGUGCUACCAGGACGUGCUCAGCGGGGCGGAGAGAGACCUGGUGUGGCAAAGUGUCGACUUCCUCAUGAAUCAGGAGCAGAACUGCAACUGGCCUGCCGAGCUGGGAGCCAUCAUCGAGAGAGAGAAUGAACUGGUGCACUGGUGCCACGGAACUCCGGGUGUGGCUUACCUUUUCGCCAAGGCCUAUUUGAUCAACAAGAAACCCCAGUAUCUGGACACGUGUAUCCGCAGUGGGGAGCUGGUGUGGCAGAAGGGCCUGCUGAAGAAAGGACCGGGGAUUUGUCACGGAGUCGCAGGCAGCGCUUACGUCUUUCUGCUGCUCUAUCGGCUCACGGGGAACUCCAAAUACAUCUAUCGUGCUCAGAGGUUUGCCGAGUUCCUGUUCACAGAGGAAUUCAAGGCGGGCUCGUCCUCAGUGAGCAGUGUUUACAGCCUGUUCGAAGGCCUGUCAGGGACGGUUUGCUUCCUGGUGGACCUCCUGCAGCCGGACCAGUCAGAAUUCCCUCUCUUCAGUGUGUUUGUGUGAAAUGGACCCAGAGCCAUGCCGU